Messenger RNA from Anolis carolinensis (green anole), 2495 nucleotides. RefSeq names its product actin, clone 302. The record is from RefSeq and is a predicted model, not a curated record. Bases 153 to 1280 code for a protein of 375 amino acids. The transcript has 2 exons. Lineage: Eukaryota; Metazoa; Chordata; Lepidosauria; Squamata; Anolidae.
GGAGCAGGCAGUGCACUUCCGGGAUGAAGAUACUGACAGGCCUGAAACCUUUCGUGGCUGUGAGCUUUCCAUGUUCCAGAAGCAUUCUCUCCUGAUGUUUCGCCCACAUCUGUGGCACAGGCACCUUCACAGGUUGUGAGAUUGGCUCAGAAAUGGCGAAUAAUAAUACGCCUGCCUUGGUUGUGAUCAACAGCAGCCGAACAUGCAAAGCUGGAUUUGCGGGAUGUGAUUCCCCAAGUGUUGUCUUCCCCUCCGUUGUUGGGAGGAGCCGUGGGGCAGAGAAGGACGUCUAUGUGGGAACGGAAGCCCAGAGCAAGAGAGACAUCCUCACCCUGACGUACCCCGUGGAACGUGGAUUCGUCACCAACUGGGACGACAUGGAGAAGAUCUGGCACCAUACUUUCUACAAAGAGUUGCAAGUCGAACCCGAGAAGCACCCGGUUUUGCUCACCGAAGCGCUCCUCAACUACAAAGCCAAACGGGAGAAGAUGACACAGAUCAUGUUUGAGACCUUCAACACACCUGCCAUGUAUGUGGCCAUCCAGGCGGUGCUGUCUCUGUAUGCCUCGUCUCGAACCACCGGGCUGGUCCUUAAUAUAAGAAACGAUUAUGGUGAAAUCGUGCCCAUCCAUGACGGUCGUGUCUUGCAACGUUCUCUUAUUCGCUUCUUCAUGUGUGGUCAGGACCUGACGGACUAUCUCCUGAAGAUCCUCACAGAAAGGGGCUACAGCUUCACCACUCCGGCAAGGAGAGAGGUGGUGAGGGACAUCAAGGAGAAGCUCUGCUACGUCGCCUUGGAUUUUGAGCAGGAGAUGGCCACCGCUGCAUCCUCCUCCUCGUUGGAGAAGAGCUACGAGAUGCCGGACGGGAAGGUGAUCACCAUCGGCAAGGAGCGUUUCCAGUGCCCUGAGGCACUCUUUCAACCCUGUUUGAUGGGGCAAGAGUCAGGCGGCACCCAUGAAGCUCUGUGGCACACCCUCUGGAAAUGCGACAAAGACCUCCAUCCAUAUCUCUACACCAACACGGUACUAGCAGGUGGGAGCACCAUGUUCCCAGGCUUUGCGGAGAGGAUGCACUCAGAGAUGACAGCCCUGGCUCCAAAGAACACGAAGAUCAAUAUCGUCGAUCCACCCGAACACAAGAACUCAGUCUGGAUUGGAGGGUCCCGCCUGGCUUCUCUCUCCACUUUCCGGGAUAUGUGUAUAAGCAAGGAGGAGUACAACGAGGUUGGCCCAUCCAUUGUCCAGCGCAAAUGCUUUCACUUUUGCGCGUCUGACUAAUCGCAGAUGCAUUGGGCAUGUUCCCACUAUCUUGGAUAGUCUUGGUCCUCCAACUGCAACUAGAAGACUUAGAUAUCCCAUAUCUUGCCAUUUGGAGUUGCUGUGACAUGAUUCUUCCAGCAAACAUUGAUCGUACAAUUGUACUAGAGGAUUUAUAGGUUGCUAGAGAGGGCUUCUCCAGAAAAAAAUAAAGUGUAAAUAAUAAUAAUAAUCAUAAUCAUCAUCAUCAUCAAAGUGAAGAACCUGCUUUGAUUGAAGUCAAAAAUCAGAAACUCCUUAAAAGACAGCAAAGAAUCAGUACAAGAAAACCACACUACAAACUAGAGCUGACAGCUGGCACAACAAAACACUGAAUGGAAAGUUCCUUGACAAAAUUGAAGGAAAAGCUGACAAGGAGAAGACCUGGUUCUGGCUCAUGAAUGGGACUCUGAAGAAGGAGACAGAAGGCCUGAUCCUUGCAGCCCAGGAGCAAGACAUCAGGACAAAGGCAAUUAAGGCCAAGAUUGAAAAAUCAGCUGAUGACCCAAAAUGCAGACUGUGCAAGGAAGCUGACAAAACCAUUGAUCAUAUCCUCAGCUGCUGUAAGAAAAUCGCACAGACAGACUACAAACAGAGGCACAACUAUGUGGCCCAAAGGAUUCAUUGGAACUUAUGCCUCAAGUACCACCUCCCAGCAGCAAAGAACUGGUGGGAUCACAAACCUGCAAAAGUAUAGGAGAAUGAGCACGCAAAUAUACUGUGGGACUUCCGAAUCCAGACUGACAAAGUUCUGGAACACAACACACCAGACAUCACAGUUGUGGAAAAGAACAAGGUUUGGAUCAUUGAUGUUGCCAUCCCAGGUGACAGUUGCAUUGACGGAAAACAACAGGAAAAACUCAGCCGCUCUCAGGACCUCAAGAUUGAACUUCAAAGACUCUGGCAGAAACCAGUGCAGGUGGUCCCGGUGGUGAUGGGCACACUGGGUGCCGUGCCAAAGGAUCUCAGCCGGCAUUUGGAAACAAUAGACAUUGACAAAAUUAUGAUCUGCCAACUGCAAAAGGCCACCCUGCUGGGAUCUGCACGCAUCAUCCGAAAGUACAUCACACAGUCCUAGACGCUUGGGAAGUGUUCGACUUGUGAUUUUGUGAAACGAAAUCCAGCAUGUCUAUCUUGUUUGCUGUGUCAUAAUAAUAAUAAUAAUAAUAAUAAAAAUAAUAAUUUUGUGAUAUGAAA